CGGUUCCUCCUCUGCCGCCCCGCUGCCGCCGCCCGGUGGUCUCCUCACUUUCCUUUGUCCGUCCGCUCUCUUUCCCAAUCAUUCCCCUCCCUUCCCCAGCCGAGCUGCCUCCCCUCCCCUCUCGCCAUCGCUUCGCUUCGCUUCCUCCGCCAGCCACCCCGCCCUUGCGCCGUGGGGUCCCCUCCCCCGUCCUCCACCCCACCCACCUGCCCCGCUUGCCCCCCCAAACCCGCCGUCUCCGAUCCCGGCCCCCAGAUCCACCCCGCGCCCGCAUCCGCGACCUACUCUAGCUCGCCCGCUCUGCCGGAAGACGAGGGGCGCCGGAGCAGCAGGAGCGCGCGUCGGCGGGGAUGGAGGGCCUGGCGCAGCGCGCGGCGCUGCUGCGGGAGUCGCUGGGGAAGAGCCAGGCGGCCACCGACGCCGUCGUCUCCAUCCUCGGCUCCUUCGACAGCCGCCUCUCCGCGCUCGACGCCGCCAUGCGCCCCAUCCAGCUCAGGACGCAUGCCGUCCGCACCGCCCACGAGAACAUCGACCGCACCCUCCGCUCCGCCGACGUCAUCCUCACCCAGUUCGACCGCACACGAGAGGCAGAGCGCGAAAUACAGAAAGGUCCUAAUGAGAACCUCCAGGGUUUCCUCGACGCGGUCGACCGGCUGCGGAGCAUCGAGCGCUUCUUCAGCUCCAAUAGGAGCUACAGCAGCAGCGACCGUGUGCUCAGCCACGUGAAUGGCCUCCUCUCCAAGGCCCUGGUGAAGAUGGAAGGUGAAUUCCAGAACCAGUUGACUCAGCGCAGGUCCGUGUCUCAUCAUCCAUUUAAAUUGCUAUUUUUGUCUCGACGUUGCCUAACUCUUGCAUGGUGCGUGCGCCCUCUUAAAUGGUCCAGCAAACCGAUGGAGCCUGACCGUCUUUUCGACUGCCUUCCGAGUACGCUUCGGCCAUCAGCCGAGUCUCGGUCUGAAGGUGGGAAACACCCGCCAGGUGGCCCGCAAUCCGAUAACCAUGAAACCGCGGAGGCUGCCGUAUACAAGCCUCCUGCACUUAUUGAGCCCAAGUUUGUUCCUUUGCUUGCUAAAUUGGCACAGCAGCUGGUCCAAGCUGGAUGCCAACAGCAAUGCGCAGAAAUAUACAGCGAAGCUCGUGCUUCAGCUUUAGAGUCGAGUUUGAAGAACUUGGGUGUUGAGAAACUGAGUAAAGAUGAAGUGCAGAAAAUGCCUUGGGAGAUUUUGGAGUCUAAAAUAGGGAAUUGGAUUCAUUUCAUGCGAAUUGCUGUGAAACUUCUUUUCGCUGGGGAACGCCAGCUCUGUGACCAAGUUUUUGAAUGUAGCCAAUCUUUAAGGGAUAAGUGCUUUUCUGCAAUAACCAAGAACAGUUUGGCUACUCUACUCAGCUUUGGUGAGGCAAUUGCUAUGAGUAAAAGAUCACCGGAGAAAUUGUUUGUUCUGCUAGACAUGUAUGAGAUAAUGUGUGAACUUCAAACAGAGAUUGACACCAUCUUUGUUGGAGAACCAUGCUCUCAAAUGCGUGACUCUGCACUCAGUCUGACAAAAUGUUUAGCACAAACUGCACAGAAGACUUUCAGCGAUUUCGAAGAAGCUGUCGAGAAGGAUGCAACGAAGAAUAUUCAUACUGAUGGAACAGUUCAUCCUUUGACAAGCUAUGUGAUUAACUAUGUUAAAUUUUUAUUUGACUAUCAAUCAACUUUGAAACAGCUCUUCCAGGAAUUCAAAAGGGAAGAUGGAUCAGGUUCUGAGCUGGCAUCUGUGACCAUGAGUAUUAUGCAAGCUUUACAAAAUAAUUUGGAUGCAAAAGCAAAACAAUACAAGGAUCCUGCAUUGAUGCACAUAUUUUUGAUGAAUAACAUCCAUUAUAUUGUUAAAUCUGUCCGCAGAUCAGAAGCCAAGGAUUUAUUGGGGGAUGACUGGAUUCAAAGACAUCGAAGGAUUGUACAGCAAAAUGCAAACCAAUAUAGAAGGGUUGCUUGGUCGAAGGUGUUGCAAUGCCUCUCAGGUCAAGGUUUGACUUCAUCAGGAGGUAGUGGUCAAGUAGGAAGCGAAGGUGGCAAUAGCAGUGGAGCUUCAAGAACAGCUGUGAAAGAGAGAUUCAGGUCUUUCAAUAUGCAAUUUGAAGAGAUUUAUCAAAAGCAGUGUGGCUGGUCUGUUCCAGAUUCAGAGUUGCGCGAGUCACUGAGACUGGCUGUUGCAGAAAUUCUGUUACCCGCAUACAGAUCUUUCCAAAAGCGCUUCGGGCCUCUCAUUGAGAACAGCAAAGCGCCUGGGAAGUACGUCAAGCACACGCCCGAGCAGCUUGAGCUGUUCCUGGGCAACCUAUUCGAGGGGAAACAAGAACGUCCAUGAUAGCCGCAUCGCUGCCUGCCGUGCUUUUUCGAGGGUGCGAUGGUAUUCUGUAAAUUGGACCCCUGGUUGUCCAUGUGACUGAGUCGAACUGCAUCGGCCCUUGCCUCGGUGCAUGGUCUUUUGUACAGAGUGUAAGGUCUAGCUGUAUGUCUUGCCUUGCUUAUCAGAGUGGUAGGUGGUUUCGGUGUGCUGAGAAUUUUUUUGUUCUUUUGGGGGUGGGGGGGGGGGGGGGGGGGGGGGAGGAGGGGGGGGGAUUGGAAUUUUGGUACCGGCGGUGUUCGUCGGUGUUUCCCUGUUCGGCAUUGUAGUUCUGCAUAGUGGUAAUAAAGUUGACCAGAGUGAUCAGAUCAGUGGCUCGGUUAUGGAUUGUUGUAUUAUAGUUGACCGCAGUGAUGAGUUUGACCUGUUGUGCUUU
Aegilops tauschii subsp. strangulata is the source of this 2769-nucleotide messenger RNA. RefSeq names its product exocyst complex component EXO70A1. The record is from RefSeq and is a predicted model, not a curated record. NCBI's taxonomy places the organism in Eukaryota, Viridiplantae, Streptophyta, Magnoliopsida, Poales, Poaceae. Gene Ontology annotation, molecular function: phosphatidylinositol-4,5-bisphosphate binding. Gene Ontology annotation, biological process: exocytosis. Gene Ontology annotation, cellular component: exocyst.